GGGCUGGCGGGGGCGGCUGGCGGGCCGCGGGCAAAAGGGCGGCGGGGCCGGGCCGGGGCCGGGACCGGCCACGAUGCCCCGGCGGAAGCAGAGCCACCCGCAGCCGGUGAAGGGUGAGUGCGCGGCGAGGCAGGGGGGCGGCGGCCCGGCGGUGACCCGCGGCGCUCCGUGUGUUGCAGCGGACGCCGAAGACGGCCCCGAGGAGACGGCGGGAGCGGCGCUGGUGCUGCCCGGUGAUUUGCUACUGGGCCGAGGCCUGGCCUUCGAGAAGGGAUCGUCAGCAGACACGCUGGUGGGGAAGAUCGCCAUCCCGGCGUACGCGCUAAGUGACGACGACUGCUCCUCUGGCUACCAGCAGCUGAGUGUGGAGAGUGACCCUGAGGAGGGUGGCGAGCCGGGCCCGGCCGCACUGCCCUGCCGCCAGUGCGGGCUGCAGCUGGCUGCCAGCCUCGGGCAGAGCUGCCUGCAGUGUGCAGGCACCGAGGCGGGCCGCAGCCAGCGCAUCGUCUAUUCCUGCCAGCUCUGCCCCUUCGUCUCCCAGUAUUCCAGCCACCUCAAGCGCCACAUGAAGACCCACAACGGGGAGAAGCCGUUUGCCUGUCCUCAGUGUGCCUACGCCUCUGCCCAGCUGGUGAACCUGACCCGGCACCUGCGCACGCACACCGGGGAGAAGCCGUACCGCUGCACCUGCUGCAGCUUUGCCUGCAGCAGCCUGGGCAACCUCAAACGCCACGAGCGGGUCCACAGCCAGGACAAGCCCUUCCAGUGCGCUGCCUGCGACUACCGCUGCAACCAGAGCCGCAACCUGAAGCGGCACAUGCUCAGCCACCGCAUGCCGGAGGGUGAGGGACCGCACCGGCAGGACAAGGAUACAGAGCCGCUGCUGCCGGAGCUGAGCCUGCACGUGGGCAGUGGCAGCGGCCCCUUCCUGCCCGGCUGUGCCCGGCUGCGGGGUGAGGAGGCGGCCGCGCUGCCUGAGCUGCUCUUCCCCUUCACGUGCCGCAUGUGUGGGCUGGUGCUGGACGACGGCUUUGCGCAGGAUGAGGGCCUGGCCGAGCAGGUCUGCGGGCGCUGCAGCCUGGCGGUGCUGGGCACUGAGCCAGGUGCCAGCCCCCGCAAGGGCACUGGGGACAAAGGCUUUGCCUGCAGCCUCUGCCCCUUCGUCACCCACUACCCCAACCACUUGGCGCGGCACAUGAAGACGCACAGUGGGGAGAAGCCCUUUGCCUGCCCACUCUGUCCCUAUGCCUCUGCCCACCUCGACAACCUGAAGCGGCACCAGCGGGUGCACACAGGCGAGAAGCCCUACAAGUGCCAGCUCUGCGACUACGCCUGCGGCAACUUGGCCAACCUCAAGCGUCACGGGCGCAUCCACUCGGGUGACAAGCCUUUCCAGUGCAGCCUCUGCAGCUACAGCUGCAACCAGAGCAUGAACCUGAAGCGGCACAUGCUGCGGCACACGGGCGAGAAGCCCUUCCAGUGCCGGGACUGCACCUACACCACUGGCCACUGGGACAACUACAAGCGCCACCAGAAGAUCCACGGCCACACAGCUGAGAGCUGGGUCAACCCGCGCAAUGCCAAAGCCCUCCUGGCCCCUCCAGCUGUGGGCACGGCCUUGCCCUGAGACAGCACUUAGCCCAGCUGCAGAGAGGCACUGGGCCCUGGCUGCCUGGGCCCUGGGAACUGUUCCCCCAGCCGCAGCCCCUGCCCUCCCUGGGGGAGGGACAGGCAGCAGACUCCAUGGGGGCUUGGGGCUGCCUUAUGCCAAGUUCUCCCAGGCAGGGUGAAGUCACGACCAGCAGCUCCAGUGCUCUUCCCAGUGACUGGUGCUGUGUCCCCAGGUACCCCCAGGAGCGGUUCCUGCCCACUGGAGCCUUUCUCUGCCAGAGUUUGGGGAAAAGGGGGGGAGGGGGGAACAGGACUGGUUCUGUGGCUGUCGCCAUGCCAGUCAGUGUAAUUUAUAUUGUGUAUAAAAGCAUUAAACAGUUGGUUUUGUUA
Pogoniulus pusillus (Red-fronted tinkerbird) is the source of this 2001-nucleotide messenger RNA. RefSeq names its product zinc finger protein 513 (gene ZNF513). Gene Ontology annotation, biological process: regulation of transcription by RNA polymerase II. Gene Ontology annotation, cellular component: nucleus. The transcript has 3 exons. Gene Ontology annotation, molecular function: RNA polymerase II transcription regulatory region sequence-specific DNA binding; DNA-binding transcription factor activity, RNA polymerase II-specific. Lineage: Eukaryota; Metazoa; Chordata; Aves; Piciformes; Lybiidae. The coding region runs from base 74 to 1627 and encodes 517 amino acids. The record is from RefSeq and is a predicted model, not a curated record.